AAUAAGCCCGUCUAAACUGUGCUACAAAAUGCCAACGAGAAACUCUAGCUGGAAGAAAAUACCGUACAUUUUUCCAAAACUACGUAUUCUUUCAUUUGCGACAAAUUCCGGCGUUGAUAUUCGCUCAUUUUCCCUUCAAUUUAUCCAUUUAUCCGAUCGCCGGCGUAGGAAAUAACGUAAUUUUCGCCAUCUUUCAGUAGCGGCUCGAAUGCUCGAUUCAAACGACGACGACGGUUCAAUCAGCUGUCUAAAAGACGCCUAACGACGCCAUGCGCGUAGAAGGGGCGUAAGACCGGAAUAAGAAAAAGAACGACGAAAAGUCUGAAAAGAGAUGCGAGAUGAUGAAGAAGUGUACAACAUAAUGUUGCUUAUCUUUCUCCGUUUUGGUGUUUUCUACUACGAGUGCCGAUAAAUUGUUGUUUCCCGGUUUCUCUUUCGUUUCUUAACUCUGUAGGACUGUUUGAACAAACAAACGAAACUCAGUCGGACGCUGGUGUCGCGUUGAAAUGGCCAACAUCGGACAGCAUUACUGUUUGCGAUGGAAUAAUUAUCAGUCGAACAUGACGUCGGUUUUUUAUCAAUUACUACGUACCGGAGCUUUCGUAGAUGUCACCCUGACUUGUAAUGAAAAUUCGCUAAAAGCUCACAAGGUGGUUUUAUCGGCAUGCUCUUCGUAUUUUCAAAAACUACUCACAGAUAAUCCGUGCAAACAUCCGACCAUCAUAUUGCCCCAAGAAGUCGGCUUCAAUGAUUUGAAAUUCAUCAUAGAUUUCGUUUACCGAGGCGAAAUCAACGUAUCAGAAGCCGAACUUCAAAGUUUGUUAAAAACCGCCGAUCAUUUGAAAAUCAAAGGUUUAUGCGAAGUACCCGAAGGCGAAGAAGACGAUAUAGACGAUACCGGUUGCGGCGACUCGGUUACCGACGUUAGCGUCCUAGGUGCUCACAUGAUGAUGCUCCAGCCAGACAAAUCAUCACCUCAGAAACAUAAAAUACUCAAUAAAUUAAAACCAACCGUACAUAAAUUCGCAGCUAACAUCAAACGUAAACAUUUACCUCAAGAUGUGAACAGUUCGAGAAAAUAUUUCAUCAAAGAUACCAAACCUAAUUCCGGUACGCACGUUGAUCAAGGAUCAGUUCAACUAAUCCAAGCCAGUACCAUAAACCCGAACGAUAUUCUAGAUACGACCAAUAAUACUCAGCAAUAUCACAAUCUGCAACCGGCAGCUAACUGCAUCACUGUAGCAACCUCGACCGAGGAAGACGAUAAAGAUAAGUCGACGACUAACGUUGUUAUACUAGAUAACCGACAUCAACAGCAAAUGUCUACAUCAGUUCCUUCAUCUUUGCAUUACGUUCAGCAAAAUAAUUCUCAACAACGAUGCCAACAAACUGAGAAAAUCAUCCUGACUAGUCCAUCGCCGAUGAUGACCUCUUGUACUACGUUGACUACUUUACAACCUCAACAAUUUUCAUCUUCGCAGCCUUUACUACUGGACCAGAAUGGUCAUCAUCUAGGACCUACACAGCCUCAGAUACAGAAUCCUGACGAUAAUAAACAUCACGACGUAGAAAUGAUAUCAGAAGGACAGCCUCCCGGUCCUACGGCUACUCCGGUGCAUUGCCAUUCGAUGGAAAUGCAACAGCAUAGUCCGACUCAUCGAGAUAUCGCUGUUGAUACCUCUGGAAUGCAAACUGACGACAUGAAAGUGAAAUUUGAAACGUUAAGGACCAUGGAUCAAACCUCAGAUAGUAUGGAUACGAUUGAAAAUCACAUGUCUGAGCAUAGCUUAAAUGACGAUGAACAUACAAUGCAAACGAUGAUGAUCACACCAGAGCUGCUGGGACUGAUACCUUCCACUUCAUCUGCGCCUUCUUCUGUUGGCAGCGACAAUGGUAAAAACAACAUGACCAUGUCAAAGAAAGACUGGACUCAAGACGACAUGGACGCAGCAUUGGACGCCUUACGAAACCAUAACAUGAGUUUAACCAAAGCUUCUAUAACUUUCGGCAUUCCAUCGACUACUUUAUGGCAGCGAGCUCAUAGACUCGGAAUAGAUACUCCUAAAAAAGACGGUCCAUCCAAGUCGUGGAACGAAGACGUCCUUAACGUAGCCUUAGACGCCUUACGAACCGGAUCUCUGAGCGCGAAUAAAGCCAGUAAAGCCUACGGUAUUCCAAGCAGCACGUUGUAUAAAAUAGCCAGGCGAGAAGGGAUCCGUUUAGCUGCACCGUUCAACGCAGCUCCGACAGCUUGGACUCAAGAUGACUUGGAAAGGGCAUUGGAAGCUAUCAGAACCGGACAAACGACCGUUCAAAAGGCAGCCACAGAAUACGGUAUUCCUACCGGAACGCUUUAUGGACGUUGUAAAAGAGAGAAGAUAGAGCUAUCUCGUAGUAAUCCUACACCUUGGUCUCAAGAUGCCAUGUCCGAAGCUCUAGACGCCAUCAGAUUGGGCCAAAUGAGUAUUAAUCAAGCCUCCAUUCAUUAUAAUUUGCCAUAUUCUUCGUUAUACGGUAGAUUCAGACGAGGUAAAUACGAAGCCGAUCACCCGGAUCACGAAGACGACGAUACGAGCGGUGUCGUAGUCGAUGUCCAAAGCGGAGGCAAUCAACAACAACAAAUGGUUCAACAAUCUCAUUCCGGCGACAUGCAACAAUCUGAACCAAGCUCGUCUCAAGCUCAACAACAAUCUGCCCUCCAGCCUCAAAUUAUGUUAUUGCAAUAUCAACAUACUCCUGCCACACAUAUCCAAAUGUAUCAACCGGCGGCGCCCAGUUGAGACGAGUUUAAAUACUUGCAAUCUUUGUAGAGAUAAGUGCAAAGGUGCAAGUAUCACGCUUCGGGCUCAAAUUUUACAUUUUAUUUAUACAAUUUCUUCCGAAUCGACGAUUCGUUUUGUAUUUUUCUUCUUUUUUAUUUAUUUAUUCUUUCCUAUACGUCUAUGUUGUACUUAAUUGCGAAAGUUUCCUAUACCAAAUUUUCGUUACCAUAAUGUAUCCAGUAUUAUAUUUCUAUCCACUCGUUCUCAGUGUUGUAAAUUAGGAAUCUCACAUGAAACUUAUUUAUCGCAGCUUUAGAAAAGUAUCAUAAGUAGAGGUACUCGUUUAUUAAUACUUAACUACUUAAAUUUUAAAUCUUCGACAUUCCACACCACAUCUUCCCUCUUCCGCCUAUUUUUCCCCCUUAAUUUUCCUAUACCCUAAGUUGAAAAUCUAGCUGUGAAUUUUAAUCGAACGUAUGUACAGACGCGAGUAUAAUUCAUCAUUAUUUUAAUAAUUUAUUCAAUAGUCGUUCGUCGCUGUGUAAAAAUAAAUUAAGUUUGUGUGUUAGGCCAUAUCCUCUCCUUUCCUUUCCCAUUCCAGGCCUUAAAAAUUUCCUUCGGCUGUGUUAUAAAAUUAUUUACGAUUUAAUUAUAUUAAGGUAUGUAUUUCGAAUUAGUAAUUUUAGUUGAGCUACCAAAUAUCGUACUGUAAUUGUAAAUACUACGUGUGCUACUCCACGGAUAAAGAAGUCUCAUCCAGACUUUACGAGCCCUGUUUUCCUCGAUUACGAAUUUUAUUUUAUUUUUUCCAUGUCUUCGUCAAAUUUUAUGUAAUAAACGAAUAUUUUCAUUAUUAGA
Molecule: messenger RNA, 3620 nt
Organism: Planococcus citri (citrus mealybug)
Lineage: Eukaryota; Metazoa; Arthropoda; Insecta; Hemiptera; Pseudococcidae
Exons: 11
Coding region: 507-2780 (757 amino acids)
Biological process (GO): regulation of transcription by RNA polymerase II
Cellular component (GO): nucleus
Molecular function (GO): DNA binding; protein binding
Source: RefSeq, a predicted model, not a curated record